Cavia porcellus (domestic guinea pig) is the source of this 3279-nucleotide messenger RNA. RefSeq names its product prolyl 3-hydroxylase 1 (gene P3h1). The coding region runs from base 97 to 2307 and encodes 736 amino acids. Gene Ontology annotation, molecular function: protein binding; iron ion binding; procollagen-proline 3-dioxygenase activity. Gene Ontology annotation, biological process: collagen metabolic process. Gene Ontology annotation, cellular component: endoplasmic reticulum. The record is from RefSeq and is a predicted model, not a curated record. The transcript is spliced from 15 exons. Lineage: Eukaryota; Metazoa; Chordata; Mammalia; Rodentia; Caviidae.
UUGGAGGCGGGUGCUUCUCCGGAGUUUGGUUUAGACAGCGUGGAACCGCGCCCUGGCCGGGGAGUGUAGAGCGGUCCCGUUAGGUCUGCUGAGGCGAUGGCCGAGCGGGUGUGGAGGGUGCUGACCACCCUGCUGGCGGCCACUGCCGCUUCCUCCCAGACUAACGUGGAAUCAGAGGCCGGGUGGGACUUGGCGGCGCCUGAUCUGCUGUUCGCCGAGGGGACAGCGGCCUACGCGCGCGGAGACUGGGCCGGGGUGGUUCUGAGCAUGGAGCGGGCGCUCCGCUCGCGGGCCGCCCUGCGCGCCCUCCGCCUGCGCUGCCGCACCCAGUGCGCCGCGGACCUGCCCUGGGAGCUGGACCCCGGCUCAGCCCCGAGCUUGACUGUGAACCCGGGCGCCGCCGCGCUGCAAGACCUGCGCUUCUUCGGGGGCCUGCUCCGCCGAGCCGCCUGCCUGCGCCGCUGCCUCGGGCCGCCCGCCUCCCAUGCGCUCAGCGAGGAGCUGGAGCUGGAGUUCCGCAAGCGGAGCCCCUACAACUACCUGCAGGUCGCCUACUUCAAGAUAAACAAGCUGCAGAAAGCUGUAGCCGCAGCACACACCUUCUUUGUGGGCAAUCCUGAGCACAUGGAGAUGCGGCAGAACCUUGACUACUACCAAACCAUGUCUGGAGUGACAGAGGCCGAUUUCAAGGAUCUUGAGGCCAAACCCCAUAUGCAUGAGUUCCGGCUCGGAGUGCGACUCUACUCGGAGGAGCAGCCACUGGAAGCUGUGCACCACUUGGAGUUGGCGCUUCAGGAGUACUUCGUUGCUGAUGAAGAGUGCCGUGCCCUCUGUGAGGGGCCUUAUGACUAUGAUGGCUACAACUACCUGGAGUACAACGCUGACCUCUUCCAGGCCAUCACAGAUCACUAUGUCCAGGUCCUCAGCUGUAAGCAAAACUGUGUCACCGAGCUGGCUUCCCAUCCAAGUCGAGAAAAGCCCUUCGAAGACUUCCUUCCAUCGCAUUAUAAUUAUCUGCAAUUUGCCUACUAUAACAUUGGGAAUGUCACACAAGCUAUUGAAUGUGCCAAGACCUACCUCCUCUUCUUCCCCAGUGAUGACGUGAUGAACCAGAAUCUGGCCUAUUAUGCAGCUAUGCUUGGAGAAGAGCAGGCCAGCGCCAUUGCCCCCCGCAAGAGUGCCCAGGAGUACCGCCAGCGCAGCCUGCUGGAGAAGGAGCUGCUUUUCUUCGCUUAUGACAUUUUUGGAAUUCCCUUCGUGGAUCCGGACACAUGGACUCCCACAGAGGUGAUCCCCAAGAGACUGCAAGAGAAACAGAAGUCUGAACGGGAGACCGCCGUGCGCAUCUCCCAAGAGAUUGGCAACCUCAUGAAGGAGAUCGAGACCCUGGUAGAAGAGAAGACCAAGGAGUCCCUGGAUGUGAGCAGGCUGACCCGGGAAGGAGGGCCCCUGCUGUAUGAUGGCGUCAGUCUUACCAUGAAUUCCAAACUCUUGAAUGGCUCCCAGCGGGUGGUGAUGGAUGGCGUGAUCUCUAACGCAGAGUGCCAGGAGCUGCAGAGACUGACCAAUGCAGCAGCAACUUCAGGAGAUGGCUACCGAGGCCAAACCUCCCCACACACCCCCAACGAAAAGUUCUAUGGUGUUACUGUCUUCAAAGCCCUCAAGCUGGGGCAGGAAGGGAAAGUUCCUCUGCAGAGUGCCCAUCUGUACUACAAUGUGACCGAGAAGGUGCGGCGCAUCAUGGAGUCCUACUUCCGCCUGGACACCCCCCUCUACUUCUCCUACUCCCACCUGGUGUGCCGCACAGCAAUCGAAGAGACGCAGGCUGAGAGGAAGGACAGCAGCCAUCCAGUCCACGUGGACAACUGCAUCCUGAAUGCUGAGACGCUCGUGUGCGUCAAGGAACCCCCAGCGUACACAUUCCGGGACUACAGUGCCAUCCUCUACCUAAACGGGGACUUCGAUGGAGGAAACUUCUAUUUCACCGAACUGGAUGCCAAGACUAUGACGGCAGAGGUGCAGCCCCAGUGUGGAAGGGCAGUGGGAUUCUCUUCAGGCUCUGAAAACCCACACGGAGUGAAGGCUGUCACCAGGGGCCAGCGCUGUGCCAUUGCCCUGUGGUUCACCCUGGACCCUCGACACAGUGAGAGGGACAGAGUGCAGGCAGACGAUCUGGUGAAGAUGCUGUUCAGCCCAGAGGAGAUGGACCUACCCCAGGAGCAGCCCCUGCACACCCAGGGGGACUCACCCCAGCCUGGACAGGAGUCCGCCAUGGGCAGCAAGAUGAAGCACAAGGACGAGCUGUGACAAUGCCAGGUCGCAGAAGGACCAGCGAUGGGACCAUGGGGAGAAGCUCCAUCCUGCUGCAGGCCAUGGAGCAGGGGGCACCUUGGACUGCUACCCAGCAGAGGGCAUCCUGCUCAUCAUCUUCCCUGUGGUGCUGCUGUUGUUGGAGUGGACCUAGAAGGACACCACUCCUCUCUGGGCCUGGCUAAAGGCUUGGGACUUGGGCCAGAGCCACCAAAGGGCUUGCACAGGCAACUGUGUGACAGCAAUAAAAUAUUUAAGUGUCUCUGUAGGCAGCCAAAGAAUACAUGAUGGGUGGGUUCUCGUUUGGUUUGUGGAGAGUGGAAAGAUGCUCCUCCUGCCCCAGCAGCUACGUGACAAACUGCUGUGGGCAGGGUGCAGUGGCCUGUGUGACACUAGAAGUCCUGGCUAGAGCCCAAUCCAGCCUCUUCCAGACACCUAGCCAGGUACUCUGAAGUUGUCUGUGUAACAGGGGUCAUAGUCCGCACUCUGCCCACCUUCCUGAGUGACUGUGUAACCCAGGUACAGUGCUAGAGAUGGUAGCACUUUAUGAACUGGCUGAAUGGCUGGGGUUAUCACUAACCCUCUUGUGGCAGAGAGAGGCAGUCAACAGUGUUGUGGCAUGUUGUCCCCAUGGUACCCACAUGCUUCCUGCUCUGCUGGUUGGCCUGAGAGCCACAUUUCAGGGCUUCCCUGUGCCAGAUGACACUGGUAGGACACAGUGUGCAGCUGGAGAUUCAGCCCCUGGCCGUGUCCCUAGCACUAAGCCCAUCACCUUCCCUGUGCUGGAGAUGUCAGGGCAGGAAGAGCAGAAACCUGCACUCUGAGGAGUCCUUUAGUCAACUAAUGUCUACACAUUGAGCAUCAGCUAAGUUCCUGGUGCUGAAAAUAUAACAGGGCACAAAACAAGCCUCAACUUUAUAGACUGUCUGUUUUGUAGGGGAGACAAAUAAUAAACUAUAAUGUAUGUGA